Molecule: messenger RNA, 3949 nt
Organism: Rhineura floridana
Lineage: Eukaryota; Metazoa; Chordata; Lepidosauria; Squamata; Rhineuridae
Gene: MEPCE
Product: methylphosphate capping enzyme
Exons: 4
Coding region: 328-2319 (663 amino acids)
Biological process (GO): snRNA modification
Molecular function (GO): O-methyltransferase activity; RNA methyltransferase activity; snRNA binding
Source: RefSeq, a predicted model, not a curated record
GCGUGCCAUCGCAGGAAAGCAGGAGGCGUGAAGCGUUCUUUCUUUGGCUGCCGCGUGUGCUGCGCAUGCGCUAGGAGUCGGGGGGUGGGGCGUCGAGAGAAGAUGGCUCUGUGCUUGCGCGCUGGGACCUGACUCGAGGGGAGGGAAACGACCACUGCGGCUGCGCGCCGGGCGGCUGCCGCACCUGCGCAGAAAUAAGGAGCCCAACGGCGCACGCGUAGGAGGGGCUCCCAGGGGUGGGAGGAGCCUAGCGCCUUGAGCUCAGUCUGAGGCGAGAGCAGGUCGGAGCCGGAGGUACCGGCGGCCGCUAGGUCACGCCGCUGCCCCAUGCAAGGUAUGAUCGAGAUGGCCGCGGACAAGGAGGCCUUCUUAGUCCCGGCCCCGCCGCCGCCUCGCCUCAAAGCCCCGCCCAAAAGCGGAGGAGCGGACGCUCCCCUAGUGCAGCUGCAACAUGAGUCCCCCCGGGCCCAUCCAGGCUGCGGUGGGACCGGCGACAACGACGAGGUCACCUCCUCUCCUGCCGGGCCCCCGAUGGGCCCUCCCCCGGGCGGCCAGCGCCGGGCAGGGCCAGGGCCUCUGGGCAAAGGAAGCGGUCCUUCCAGGGCGGCGGCCGCCGAGGAGGUGGAGGACAGCGUGGCUGAGCUCCAGCGGCCGCGCAACGGCUUCCAGCCCCACAGCCAGAGGGCCCCCGGCGGGGGGAAGAGGCGCAACAGCUGCAAUGUUGGGGGAGGCGGCGGCAGCGGCUUCAAGCACCCGGCCUUCAAGCGGCGACGCCGGAUCAACUCGGAAUGCGACCCGGUCCUGCCCUCCGAGUUCCUCUUGGGGGGCAACAUUUUCGACCCCCUCAACCUUAACAGUCUCCUGGACGAAGAGGUCAACCAGGCCCUCAAUGCCGAGACCCCCAAGUCAUCGCCGCUGCCCGCCAAGGGCCGGGACCCCGUGGAGAUCCUCAUCCCCAAGGACAUCACCGACCCCUUGAGCCUCAACAACGCCCAGGAGGAUCCCCCGGUUCUGGCGUCCCCCAUCAAGGCUGGGCGCAAACGGCAUCGCCACCGGGGAACCCAGCGGGGGAUGGGCAGCAUGGAGGGGGGUGGCAGCAAGCCUCCUCUUCCCACCUCGUGCAAGUCGUGUCAGAAGACGUGCAAUGGGGCCCCCACCCCACAGCCCUAUGAACUCAACACAGCCAUCAAUUGCCGCGAUGAGGUGGUGUCGCCCCUGUUGCCUACAGUUGGGGAAGUUCAGCCAGGCCAGCAGGUCUCUGGAUGUGUCACCCCGUCUUGCACGUCUGUGGCCUCUUCGAGCGCUGGGAGCCGCCACCACCAUCGCAAGAGGCGCAGGACUAGUAGCAAAUCAGAAGGAGGAGGAGGAGGAGGCCGGCAUCAGGGGGCUCCUGUGCCCAGCGAACAGCCUUGCAGAAGCAGCCUGGACAGGGGACACAGCAUGCCGCGGUGCCGCCACGCCCAGGCCACAUCUGCCCAGCAGCCCCGGCGGCAGUCGCGGCACAAAUUCCAGUAUGGCAACUACUGUAAAUAUUACGGCUACCGCAACCCAAACUGUGAGGACUUCCGCCUGAGGGUGAUGAAGCCCGAGUGGUUCCAGGGCAAAGAGGUGCUGGAUGUGGGUUGCAACGUGGGGCACCUCACCUUGAGCGUGGCCAAGAAGUGGGGCCCUGCCAGAAUAGUGGGGGUGGACAUUGACGGGGCCCUCAUCCACUCGGCCCGCCAGAACAUCCGGCACUACCUUUCCGAGGAGAUGCAGGAGCAGCAGGGGGGCUGUGGCGGCAGCGGGGGGGCCAGCCAUGCCAAGAAGACCUUCCCGGCCUGUCUCAUGGCCAGCCGAGGGCCAAUUGCUGCACCAAGGGUGCCCCAUGACGGGGUAGAUGCCACCAUCUUCCCCAACAACGUGUUCUUUGUCAAGGGCAACUACGUGCUGGAGCGGGACGAGCUGCUGGAGGCCCAGAAGCCCGAGUAUGAUGUGAUCCUCUGCCUCAGCCUCACCAAGUGGGUGCACCUCAACUGGGGUGACGAGGGGCUGAAGCGCCUCUUCAAGCGCUUCUACCGCCACCUGCGCCCGGGCGGGAUCCUGGUCCUUGAACCCCAGGCCUGGUCCUCCUAUGGCAAGAGGAAGAACCUGACGGAAAUAAUCUGCAGACAUUACUAUCGCAUCAAGCUGAAACCCGACCAGUUUCCCUCAUACUUGACUUCACCGGAAAUUGGCUUCUCCAGCUGUGAGUUGGUGGCAACCCCCAGGAACACGUCAAAAGGAUUCCAACGCCCCAUCUAUCUCUUCCACAAGGCCUGCCCUGGUGGUGCACCCUGAAGACUGGGCUCUGGCUCGAGCAGCACCACUCCCAGGCCAUUGCCCCCUCCUCUCUGGAUCAGCCGCUGCUGGGGGAGGUGGGCCAGCGCAGAUGAACGUUGAACGCUUUUUUGAAGGGAGGAAGAGAGGCGUCUUUUCUCCCGCGUGGGACAGAGCCAGCCAGCCAGCCUUGUCUUCCUGCAGCUUUCGAGCAAGAUGGAGCUGCUGGGCCGGGCGUGGGAGCACCUUCAGUUGUCUUGGCCCACCAAGGGGCCUGGAAACUGCGCACUUGACGGCAAAGGGCAGCAGCGAAUCGCUUGGAACAGAACCCGGACUGGGAGGGGUGCGCUCUUGGGUGUGGUGGUGGGCGAGGUGAAGGUUUCUGAUGGCAGCUGUAACCAGGUGGGCUUUCUUCUUCCUGUUUCGCUGUAACGUCACUGGAGAUGUCAAGAGAAAAGCGAGUCCAGGUGCUUGGCUAGCCCAGAUAUGGGGGACACAUGCCCUUCUUGCUGCUGGUGGACUCCAGCUGCCCUCUCCUCCAGCCAGCAUGGCCAGUGGUUAGGGGUGAUGAGCGCAAGUAGUCCAACAACAGCAAGGGGGCUACAGGCUCCCCAGCUCUGGCAGAGGCAAUGGGAUCACGCCCAGGGUUGCCGAGAGAAGGAUGGGGUGGGGGUUCUAGCACAGGCACGGCGGAGUCACAGGGCCAAGGGCCGGUCUUCCUCGAAAAAGGCCUCUCCUUGAGCAUAAAGCAUGCUCCUCUGUUUCUGUUCAAGAAGGAAACAUUCAGAUGUGAACAAGUGAUGUCUGUGGGCCCCUGCUUGUCACCUCUAUUGCAGUGUUGGCCAGCCUGGUGCUCUCCAGCUGUUGUUGGACUGCGACUCUUGCGGUGUGCUAUUUUUUGCCAAUGGGAGUUGAGGUCUAGCUGCACCUGAGAAGUAGCAGGUUGGCCAAGUGGAUGAGAGGUCACUUGAAAGGGGGCAGGGGCAGGCAGUAAUCUGCAGGCCUAGCUGAGGGACUGCCACUUAAGAGCUUUCAGCUGGCCUGGAGAGGCAAGGGUGGCCUGGCCAGGCUGGCUCCACUGCUGGUCCUCUCUUCUCCGGGAUCAAACAACAGGCAAGCAAGGGAGCCGUCCCCUACCUCUGAGGUGUUUCCUCCUCGCUUCCUACGCCAGAGCCUCUGGGGCCAUUUCCUUGCACGACCAUCUCUUUGCUGGGGGGUUGUGCCUGAGUCUGCACAGCCAGCAAAGGGGUGCACGGUGUCAAGCCUAUACUGCUGGCAGGAGCACCCACCUGGGACGGGACUGUUUCUUCUGCCCGAACACAGAAGCAGCUUGGGUUGGUUGCCUUGGGGCACACACAGUGGUGCUUGCUUGGAGAAUGAGAAAGACAGAGCCAGCUUUAUAGAACCUGCUAGUUUUCAGCAAGCCUGACCUCUUCCCUGAACCCCAGCCAGAGCCCUCCCCGUUGUGUGAUGGGAGAACCCAUGCAGACUCCUGCUUGCUGGUAUUGAAGCUAGCAGGGAAGCUGCCUUUCUUGAGCUGGCCAGCCUUUUGGAGGGCCACCUCCAUACCAGGGAGAUCCUGUUUGAUCUGGAGUUUUAUCUUUAAAGAGAUGUCAAUUCUAUAUAUAAAUAAACCUACAGAUUAUUACCA